Molecule: messenger RNA, 903 nt
Organism: Aspergillus eucalypticola CBS 122712
Lineage: Eukaryota; Fungi; Ascomycota; Eurotiomycetes; Eurotiales; Aspergillaceae
Product: acetate uptake transporter family protein
Exons: 3
Coding region: 1-903 (300 amino acids)
Cellular component (GO): plasma membrane
Molecular function (GO): acetate transmembrane transporter activity
Source: RefSeq, a predicted model, not a curated record
AUGCCUUCAGACAACCUCUCCAUCUUCCCCUCAACAUCAAAGUCUUCCACCCCCAGUUCCCAAGAGAAACCCCCAACCACCGAACCAACCCUCGUGAGAACAAACACCUCUACAGCAACUCCCAAUGACUCCUUCCACUUCGACUUCGGGCCCCUCGCCCACGUCAACACGGCAGGAACCACCUAUCCCGCCUUCGCAGGCGAACUCCAACCGGGUCUAUGGAAGCCCCAGAAGCGUCGUAAGAUGGCCAAUCCCGCACCGUUAGGCCUAUGCGGGUUUGCGCUCACGACAUUCCUCCUGGGCUGCAUCAACAUGCAGACGUUGGGAAUCGCCACUCCCAACAUCAUCGUCGGGCCUGCGUUCGCAUACGGGGGUCUUGUCCAGCUUCUCGCGGGCAUGUGGGAAAUGGCGGCCGGAAACACCUUCGGCGCAACCGCGCUCUCCUCCUACGGCGGCUUCUGGAUCUCCCUAUCCAUAGUCUUCAUCCCCGGCGGAUUCGACAUCCAGGGCGCCUACAAAGCAGCCAAUAAUGGCAGCUUGUCGAUGUUCUAUGACGCAUUCGGGUUAUUCUUAAUGGGCUGGUUCAUCUUCACUUUCCUCCUCUGGCUCUGCACGCUCAAAUCAACCUACGUUUUCUGCGCCCUCUUCGCGGCCGUUGAUGUCGCCCUCCUCCUCCUGGCAGUCGGGUAUAUCCACCGCACAGCGCCGGAGGUGCCCAACGCGAAGAUUAUUAAAGCGGGUGGGUUGUUUGCCUUACUAGGCGCGUUUAUGGCCUGGUAUGUUGCACUUGCGGGUAUCGCGGACGACAGUAAUAGUUUCUUUCUUGUGCCGGUGUUUCAUUUCCCGUGGUCGGAGAAGGGGAGGGAGUCGAGGAGGAAGGGGGAGAGUGAGGGGAGUGUUUAA